Messenger RNA from Cylas formicarius (sweet potato weevil), 1389 nucleotides. Its product is annotated as zinc finger protein 160-like. The transcript is spliced from 2 exons. The record is from RefSeq and is a predicted model, not a curated record. Bases 134 to 1099 code for a protein of 321 amino acids. Gene Ontology annotation, biological process: regulation of transcription by RNA polymerase II. Gene Ontology annotation, molecular function: RNA polymerase II cis-regulatory region sequence-specific DNA binding; DNA-binding transcription factor activity, RNA polymerase II-specific. Lineage: Eukaryota; Metazoa; Arthropoda; Insecta; Coleoptera; Brentidae.
GACGAACUAACCGUCAAAUGGGAAUUUACAUUUUGGCCGUUGUUUUCUUCUAUAUAGUGCGGUGCGUUCUUUGAAUAUUUUUGACGAAUUCCUUUGGAUUAUUAUUAAUUAUAUUUUGAAAUCGGUGACAAUCAUGCCGUCUGGAGACAUAAUCGAAACGAUUUUUGAAGACAAUUCGACAUCCGAGCUUUGUUCUCUGAUAGACUUUCUUCCCUUUGAAGAAAUCGAAUCGUCUGAAUGCCCUUACAAUGAAUUGUACGAAUACGAUGCCGCUAAGCCAAAGGAUCACUCAGCCAUAAACGGAGACGAUAAAUUCUUAGAUAGCAUGAUUAAAAGUUUAUUAGACAAUGGUGAUAAUAAAAACGGCAUAUCGAAUGAAACGACAUUUGAACUGGAAAAUAUCUUCGAUAAUGCAGUGGAGAACAGUGCGAUGUCGGUAUUAGGUGUCGAUUUAAAUUUCCACACAAACUGUGACAAUAUCGGCGGUGUAUUCAAAGAUAAUCAGGAACUAGAUCUGGGAGGGCAGCUGUCCGAAAAAGUGAACGAGAUAUUUGCGAAUACAUCAUUCGACUUAGUGAUCGAAGGAGUUCCAAAGGAGUGUGAGACGCCAGAGAUCGUUAGCAUGUUUCCUCAUAUGAAUAACGAGAAAAAUCGACGACGUAGAAGCUUGCUUUACGAGAAUACGUGCUCACAAUACCACAAAAAAGGGGACAAAACCAAUCAAAAUCAGGGUAUUAUGUAUAAAAGAAAAGAUCACGACUAUACUCAGAAAACCAAGCCGGAAGACGAAAAAUACUUCACUUGUCCUAUACCGAACUGUGAAAAGAUUUACGCUAAGUCUUCUCACCUCAAGGCACACCUUAGGAGGCAUUCUGGAGAGAAGCCGUUUGUGUGUAACUGGGUGAACUGUACUUGGAGAUUUUCUAGAUCUGACGAAUUAGCACGUCAUAAGAGGUCACAUAGCGGCGUUAAACCCUAUAAGUGCGAACUAUGUGAGAAAGCUUUCGCUCGGUCAGAUCAUUUGGCAAAACACAGGAAAGUGCACAAGAAAAAAAUGGCCCAGAACGGAACUUACUUUAUCAAAAAACGGACUCGAUAGCAUCGUGCGAGUGUAACUACGGUGCUUAAAUAUCAAAAUAAAGCCUUAUACAGGGAAAACUAAAUUCUAUUUAAAUGUGCAGUAUUAAUCAGCUCUAAGCACAGGCUUUUUGGAUCAUCAGGCCCAUUUUUUUAUACAGCGUCCUAAACCUUGACAAAAUAUUGUUUCAUUUGUCUGAGGUUUAAAAAUUGAUUCGUACUUUCCAAACGCAGCUAGUUUUUAGGGAAAAUGCAGAUAUAAUUCUUUUAAAUAAUUGUAUACCUCUGACAGUUGUCACUCUUAAAACUUGU